ACAAAGGUAAUUUUUUUUAGUUCAAAGAGAAGACGGCGGAAGCGGCGGAUGUCGGAUGAUGUACCUAUUUCCGGAUCUACUGGAAGAAAUCUUCAUUCGAUUGCCGUUGAAAUCAAUCCUCAAAUUCAAAACCGUCUCAAAACAAUGGAGAUCAAUCGUGGAAUCCAAGAGUUUCACGGAGAGGCGCAUGAGUCUUCAAAAAAAUCACCGCAAAAUCCUGGCAGCGGCCGCCGGAGUAAACCGGAGCGAUUCGCGAUUCGAAGAGGUUGAGGUGGUCUAUCUACACUGCGAUGACGUCACACUACCGUCGCUGACAUCUGACGGUUUGGUUUGCCUCCCCGUACCGGGUUGGGUCAAUGUCAUCAACCCUACCACCGGAGAAUUCCUUAGAUUCCCUUCCGGUCCAGAUCCAGUGACCCGCCGCUAUCAAUGCCACAUUGUCCACUCUUGUGGCACUAUAUAUUUCCUGCAUUGUGGGCGAUGGGGUUUGGUAGGGAUAAAGUCAGUAAGAGCUUUAAAGUUGUGAGGAUGUUCUUUGAUCCUUACAAUUACUGUGAGGUUCUUGAUGUCAAUAUUGGUGAAUGGCGGAGAACACUCAGUGCCCCUCCUUAUCUGAUCGAUCCCAGAAGGAAGUCGGCGUGUGUGAAUGGUUCCAUCUACUGGUUAAAUUGUGGUCCAUUGAAACUACUAGCUUUUGAUCUUCACACACAAAAGUUUCGUGAUGUUCCCUUUUUACCACCUUCCGCUUCGUUUGCAGACCAGCUAGUAAACCUUGAUGACCGUUUAGCCAUAGCCACACCCUAUGGAGGGCCCUGGAAACUGGAGAUAUGGACCAUGGAUUUACAAAAAGAAGAAGACGGAUGGAGUAUGACUUACUCCAUACCUUUAUCCACCUCUAGAGAUCUUAACCCUUCUCCGAUUACAGUGCAUUUCAGGCCGCUGACUGUUUCUAAGGAAGGGAAUGUUUUCUUUCACGACAAUGACAAGAGGUUGUUGGUAUAUGAACCAAAGACUAACCUCAUUCGCUGCAUCUCCAAAGAUACUUGGGUUCUUCUCAGAUAUCCAAAUUGUUUAAACUUAUGCCUACCCUACUGCUUACCGCUACGGUUUUUUCUCAAAUAGUUUUCCGCUACUAUUUUGUUUCCUCUAGGUCCUGAUUUUAGUAUACUGAUCGUUUACCACAACUCUAGUGUGCCUGUACAAAAUGAUUUGUUUCUUUUGGUUACUUAAUUGCUUCAGCUUAA
Molecule: messenger RNA, 1244 nt
Organism: Camelina sativa (false flax)
Lineage: Eukaryota; Viridiplantae; Streptophyta; Magnoliopsida; Brassicales; Brassicaceae
Source: RefSeq, a predicted model, not a curated record